AUGAAGCUGAAGAUGAAGGUUUUGGUUCUCUUCCUCUUUUACUGUUUCAUUGGUUCUACCUCCUCUGUUGCAGCUUCCAUAGACAAUGGCAAUGAGCUCUCUGUUUUGCUCUCGGUGAAAUCAACUCUUAUCGAUCCUCUCAACUUUCUCAAAGAUUGGAAGCUUUCAGAAGCCGGCGAUCACUGUAAGUGGACCGGUGUUUGGUGCAACUCCCACGGCAAUGUUGAGAAGCUGGACCUGUCGGGAAUGAAUCUCACGGGCAAAAUCUCAGAUUCGAUCAGACAGCUGAGAAGCCUUGCCUCGUUUAACAUCUCAUGCAACGGAUUCGAAUCCCUGCUUCCGAAAUCGCUCCCUCCGUUGAAAUCUGUAGACAUUAGCCAGAAUUCGUUCUCAGGGAAUCUUUUUCUAUUUGGUAACGAAUCACUUGGACUCGUUCAUCUCAAUGCUUCGGGAAACAAUCUCUCUGGAAAUCUCACGGAGGAUCUCGGGAACUUAGUCUCUUUAGAAGUUCUUGAUCUCCGAGGAAAUUUCUUUCAAGGGUCACUUCCAAGUUCCUUCAAGAACCUGCAGAAGCUGAGAUUCCUCGGAUUAUCCGGAAACAAUCUCACCGGGGAGUUACCAAGCGUUCUCGGUGAACUCCUUUCACUAGAAACAGCCAUUCUUGGGUACAACGAAUUCGAAGGUCCGAUCCCACCAGAGUUUGGGAACAUCAACAGCCUCAAGUACCUCGAUUUGGCCAUCGGAAAGCUCAGUGGUCAGAUUCCGUCUGAGCUCGGGAAGCUCAAGUCACUCGAGACGCUUCUCGUCUACCAGAACAACUUCACCGGUGAAAUUCCGCCAGAGAUCGGUAGCAUUUCCACGCUCAAGGUUCUUGAUCUCUCCGAUAACGCGUUAACCGGCGAGAUUCCAGUGGAGAUAGCGGAGCUGAAGAACCUGGAGCUACUGAACCUGAUGCGCAACAGGCUCUCCGGCUCCAUUCCUCCUGCGAUCAGCAAUCUGGCGCAGUUACAAGUCCUCGAGCUCUGGAACAACACGCUCUCCGGCGAGUUGCCAAGCGAUCUCGGGAAGAAUUCCCCGUUACAAUGGCUUGACGUUUCGUCAAAUUCCUUCUCCGGCGAAAUUCCUUCCACUCUGUGCAGCAAGGGAAAUCUAACCAAGCUCAUUUUGUUCAACAACACCUUCUCCGGGCAGAUUCCGGCGACUCUAUCCACUUGCCAGUCGCUGGUUCGUGUCAGGAUGCAGAACAAUCUGCUAAACGGUUCGAUUCCCAUCGGCUUCGGCAAGCUUGAGAAGCUACAGAGGCUAGAACUAGCAGGUAAUCGUCUCACCGGAGGGAUUCCUGGAGAUAUCUCGAACUCCGUUUCGCUUUCUUUCAUCGACUUCUCCAGAAACCAGCUUCGCUCGUCCAUCCCUUCAACGAUCCUCUCGAUCCAUAAUCUGCAGGCGUUUUUGGUGACCGAAAACUUUCUCUCCGGCGAAAUUCCAGACCAGUUCCAGGAUUGUCCUUCGCUAUCGAGUCUUGAUCUCUCUUCAAACAGUUUCACAGGCACGAUUCCGUCCAGCAUUGCUUCAUGCGAGAAGCUUGUGAGCCUCAACCUGAGGAACAAUCAACUCACCGGCGAAAUCCCCAGACAGAUCACGACGAUGUCUGCAUUAGCCGUGCUCGAUCUCUCCAACAAUUCAUUAACCGGCGAGCUCCCGGAGAGCAUUGGAACGUCACCGGCACUGGAACUCCUAAACGUCUCUUACAACAAGCUCACAGGCCCAGUCCCAAUGAACGGAUUUCUCAGAACCAUAAAUCCAGAUGAUCUGAGGGGAAACUCCGGUCUCUGCGGAGGCGUUCUUCCGCCGUGUAGCAAGUUCCAGGGGGCAACAUCGGGUCACAGGAGUUUCCACGGGAAACGAAUUGUCGCCGGAUGGUUGAUUGGGAUCGCAUCGGUUCUAGUCCUAGGGAUUCUCGCCAUCGUUGCCAGAACUCUGUACAAGAGAUGGUAUUCCAACGGAUUCUGCGGCGACGAGACGGCAAGCAAAGGUGAAUGGCCUUGGAGACUAAUGGCGUUUCAUAGGCUAGGGUUCACAGCCUCUGAUAUCCUUUCAUGCAUCAAAGAAUCGAACAUGAUCGGAAUGGGAGCCACCGGAAUCGUGUACAAAGCGGAGAUGUCAAGAUCGAGCACAGUGCUCGCCGUGAAGAAGCUCUGGAGAUCAGCCGCCGACAUCGAGGAUGGAACCACCGGAGACUUCGUAGGCGAAGUUAACCUCCUGGGAAAAUUAAGACACAGGAACAUCGUGAGGCUCCUAGGGUUCUUGUACAACGACAAAAACAUGAUGAUUGUAUACGAAUUCAUGCUCAACGGGAACCUCGGCGACGCGAUUCACGGCAAAAACGCCGCCGGGAGGCUGCUCGUUGACUGGGUCUCGCAAUACGGAUACACGUUGAAGGUGGACGAGAAGAUUGACAUAUACAGCUACGGCGUCGUAUUAUUGGAGCUUUUAACCGGAAGAAGACCAUUGGAGCCGGAGUUUGGAGAAUCUGUAGACAUAGUGGAGUGGGUGAGAAGCAAGAUAAGAGACAACAUUUCCCUAGAAGAAGCAUUAGAUCCUAACGUAGGAAACUGCAGAUACGUUCAAGAAGAGAUGCUAUUAGUUCUGCAGAUCGCUCUUCUCUGCACCACGAAGCUCCCUAAAGACAGACCUUCCAUGAGAGAUAGCCAAAAACUGUAG
Messenger RNA from Thlaspi arvense, 2721 nucleotides. The record is from the annotation of a GenBank genome assembly. Lineage: Eukaryota; Viridiplantae; Streptophyta; Magnoliopsida; Brassicales; Brassicaceae.